This is a messenger RNA of Eupeodes corollae, 1150 nucleotides long. Its product is annotated as cuticle protein 7. The coding region runs from base 147 to 638 and encodes 163 amino acids. Gene Ontology annotation, cellular component: extracellular matrix. The transcript has 2 exons. The record is from RefSeq and is a predicted model, not a curated record. Lineage: Eukaryota; Metazoa; Arthropoda; Insecta; Diptera; Syrphidae.
AGAUCUCUCUCAGCCAACAUCAGUUAUGUGGUGACAAUCUCAAGAGUAUAAAAGCAAAUGUCACAUUUCCAAGAAGUAUCAUUCAGUCAGUCAUCAGCUUUUAGUUAACAUCCUCAACCAGAACCGAGAUCCAUAACUUAGCAACCAUGGUCUUUAAGUGUGUAGUCAUCCUUGCCACUGUUGUAGCUUGUGCCAAUGCCGGAAUAUUACAACAGCAACUCCAACUGCAACAACAACAACUCAUCCAAGAGCAACCCCAAUCGGUGAUCCUGCAAGCCGGACCACACCCGGACGAAUUAAGAUCCAGUCCAGCUCAAUACGAAUUCCGCUACUCCGUCCAUGACGUUGGCACUGGUGACAUCAAGGACCAGCAAGAGGUCCGUGAAGGCGAUCAAGUUCGUGGCCGUUAUUCCCUCAUCGAACCCGAUGGCAACCGUCGUGUCGUGGAAUACUCCUCCGAUCCCCUUCUCGGAUUCAACGCCAAUGUCCGACACGAACCAUCACCAUACCAAGCACCAAUCACCCUUGCUUUGAAUCGUCAAUCGUUGGCAAUUACACCGGGAUCUGCACAAAUUGACCAGCUGGGUUCACAGUUGAUCUCACAGCAGCAACAACAACAGCAGGCUGGUUUGCAUUAAAAGAAGCUUACUACACUGUUGCAUCACACACACACACACUCUCACACUAAUUUUACUCUUAGCCAACUUCUUCUUUUAUUUAGAUCCAUUUUCUAGUUUCUUUUCAUUUAACAUACAUUAUACAUACAAACAUUUAUGUGACAAUUCAACUGUCAAUUGUGGAAUGUCAAUUGUCAACUGUCAAUUGUCGACUAUCUAUUGUCAACUGUCAGUUGUUAAAUGUCGAUUGUCAACUGUCAAUUAUUAACUGUCAUAAUGCAUUUUGUUAAUAUUCUGUAAUCAUUUUCUCUUAUAUUCAUAUUCUAUAUUUUGUACUACCUUUUACUACUACUACUACUUUAUAUAAUAAUAUGUGAAUGUAUUAUUUUGUUUUAUACUUUUUUAUAUAAAAUGUUUUUUAUCUAUGUAAUUAUUCUUUUUGUUUACUAUAUUUUUGUUUGUAUAAGUGUAGUAGAACUGAUGGACUGGAUGUAUGAGGAGGAAACGAGAACAAGAACAAGAACAAAAACAAA